GUUCAUUGUAUCGUAUCGUAUGUUUAGUAGUAGUAGAAGUAGUAUGAGCACUUAGAUUUACAUUUACAUUUAGGCCCCAAGAAAUCAGUAGAAUUUAGAAUUAGUGUGGUGAUCUAAAUAGACAUAUAUUACUUUGUAAUUAUCAAUCAUUAUUAUGUUGUAAAACGGAAUGCAAUAGUUGGUAUUUAAUUGAAUGUAAGUUCGGUUAAAUCCUAAUUUUUAGGCCUAACUACGAUGAAGCAUCGAUCGAUGAAGCAAUAUAUUUCUACUGUUGAAUCGUUGCUAUGACUAGAGAUUACCAAAGUAUUUGUUUGAAAGAUAAUGUCUGGUGAUCAUAAAACUGUAAUCAAAGGCAAUCCUUCCCAGUACGUUAAACUAAAUAUUGGUGGUUCAUUGCACUACACAACGAUUGGAACACUAACCAAACAUGACACUAUGCUUAGAGCUAUGUUUAGUGGAAGAAUGGAGGUUCUGACUGACUCUGAAGGGUGGAUUUUGAUUGAUCGCUGUGGAAAACAUUUCGGAGCAAUUUUGAAUUUUCUUAGAGACGGUUUAGUACCACUUCCAGACAACUGCAAAGAAAUGGCUGAACUACUUGCAGAGGCUAAGUAUUACUGUAUAUCUGAGCUAGCUGGUGCCUGUGAACAAGCUUUGCUAAAAAAAGAACGAGAGGCAGAGCCAAUAUGCAGAGUGCCUCUGAUAACAUCUCAAAAAGAGGAACAGAUUCUGAUCAAUUCAACUCCUAAACCCGUAGUCAAACUACUUAUCAACAGGCACAACAACAAAUAUUCAUAUACAAGCACAUCUGAUGACAAUUUGCUCAAGAAUAUAGAGCUUUUUGACAAGUUGUCAUUGCGGUUUAGUGGCCGGGUUCUGUUCAUCAAAGACGUCAUUGGAUCCAGUGAGAUUUGCUGCUGGAGUUUUUAUGGACAUGGUAAAAAGGUUGCUGAAGUUUGUUGUACGUCAAUUGUUUAUGCCACUGAUAAGAAGCACACCAAAGUUGAGUUUCCUGAGGCUCGGAUAUAUGAGGAGACCCUGAACAUUUUGCUGUACGAGAACCGCAAUGCCCCAGAUCAGGAGCUAAUGCAAGCGACAUCCACCAGGGGCGCUGUCGCUGGAAUGUCUUCUUACACUAGUGAUGAGGAGGAAGAACGAUCUGGUCUUGCGAGACUGAGGUCCAACAAGCAGAACAAUCAGUGAGCGUUGUACAAGCCCGGGCGCUAGGAACAACAGUGCUUUGGGACAAGACCAAUUCUGGGGCGCUAAAUGGUUUUGAUGAGUGAAGAACAGUGUUUUUCAGUAUUUUUACAUGAUAAAAAGGGGUUACUAGUGAUAUUAUGAUUGAAAUGGAAUGAAGAGUUUAUGAUACAGUGUGAUGGGUAAAUAAAAUAACCCGGUGAUUUUUAGACUAAAAUGAUAUUUUGUAAAAUGCUGGAUCAUUACAUUAAGUUUGCUUAAGUGUUUGGAGUUAAGACUCAGGAGAGUUUUGUAUUGUCAGGAUAUACAAGAGCUCAUCGUUAUAAGUGAAGUUGGUAUAGAUCUAGUCUUUGUACAAUCGUCUGUUUCAGUUUUUAGCAUGGACAACAUGAAAAAUUGUAAAUUGUUAUAAACAUAUGGUUCAUAAAAAUAACUUAAUAUUGUGAGUGGUCAGUACAACAUCAAACAGAGACAAAUUAGUGAUUCCAGGGGAAUUAAUUACUCCUAUAUAAAAUUGAAUUUUUAUAAACAUAAGAUCUAUAAUACUAACUAGAUUAAACGAAACCAGUGAUUAAUCCCUUGUAGGUAUGAUAAGAUAAAUAAUUUAAUCAAAAAAAACCUAUCCUCAAUAUAAUGAUUUUAUAAUCCUGUA
Messenger RNA from Macrosteles quadrilineatus (aster leafhopper), 1849 nucleotides. Its product is annotated as BTB/POZ domain-containing adapter for CUL3-mediated RhoA degradation protein 3-like. Bases 322 to 1200 code for a protein of 292 amino acids. Gene Ontology annotation, molecular function: protein binding. Lineage: Eukaryota; Metazoa; Arthropoda; Insecta; Hemiptera; Cicadellidae. The transcript has 5 exons. The record is from RefSeq and is a predicted model, not a curated record. Gene Ontology annotation, biological process: protein homooligomerization.